Messenger RNA from Acanthosepion pharaonis, 498 nucleotides. Lineage: Eukaryota; Metazoa; Mollusca; Cephalopoda; Sepiida; Sepiidae. The record is from the annotation of a GenBank genome assembly.
AUGACUAGUAGUCCAGUCUCAUACAGACUUCUGAGAACAGGGGACAGUCUUCCUUCUCUAAUUUUCCCGCAAAUCUCUCGUGACUCUCUCGACAACGGUCUAGUUCCCCGAGUCUCUCUCCCGUCUUUUAGUAGCACAGUGACCUGUAAUGGUCGCCUGCGGGUGCUCACGCACGUGCCGACCAAUCGUGGUCUCUCCCAUCUCUCUCUCCCAUCUGGCCUCUUCCGUCUUGCCCAACAGUCUGCUUGUAAUGGUUGCCUGUGGGUGCUCACGCAUGUGAUGACGUUGUGCCGACCGAUCGCGGUCUCUCCCAUCUGGCCUCUUCUAUCUGCUUGUAGCACUGCGACCCGUAAUGGUCUUCUGCGGGUGCUCACACACGUGACGACGAUGUGCCGACCGAUCGCGGUCUCUCCCGUCUCUCUAUCUCAUCUGGCCUCUUCCGUCUCAUCCAACCGUCUGCUUCCUCUUCAGCAUUACUACGCUGGUUUAUAUAGAUAA